Molecule: messenger RNA, 1544 nt
Organism: Hippocampus zosterae (dwarf seahorse)
Lineage: Eukaryota; Metazoa; Chordata; Actinopteri; Syngnathiformes; Syngnathidae
Product: tripartite motif-containing protein 54-like
Exons: 9
Coding region: 177-1424 (415 amino acids)
Molecular function (GO): zinc ion binding
Source: RefSeq, a predicted model, not a curated record
UUGUCCUCCACAGCGUCCCUGGUCUCCACAGUUCUGUGGUCUUCGCAAGGUACUGAUCCCAACGGUGUCCUGACCUCCACAGUGUCUCGGUCGCCACAGCGUCCUGGCGUCUACAGAGUCCUGUUAGUCGACAGUGGUCUGGUAUUCGGCAAGGUCUUGGCGUGAGGGGCGGGGGCAUGGAGAGUCUGGAGAAGCAACUGAUCUGUCCCAUCUGCUUGGAGAUGUUUUCCAAGCCUGUGGUCAUCCUACCAUGUCAACACAAUCUGUGUCGCAAGUGUGCCAGUGACGUCUUCCAGGCAGCCAACCCCUACCUGACCUCCAGGGUUGGCUCCACAGCUUCAUCUGGUGGUCGCUUCCGCUGCCCGUCAUGCCGCCACGAGGUUCUUCUGGAUCGCCACGGCGUCUAUGGACUGCAGAGAAACCUGCUGGUGGAGAACAUCAUUGACAUGUACAAACAAGGAAGCGGCAGCAAGGCGGCGUCACUUCCUGCCGUGGCGGAGGAGCAUCCCGUGUGCGAGCAUCACGAGAAGGAGAAGAUCAACAUCUAUUGCCUGAGCUGCGGCGUGCCCACCUGUUCCCUCUGCAAAGUUUUCGGCACCCACAAAGACUGCCAGGUGGCGCAACUCGACGUCGUCUUCGCCAAACAGAAGGCCGAGCUGAGCGAGAGCAUCGCGGUGCUCGUGGGUGCCAACGAGAGGAUUCAGGCCGUCAUGGGGCAGUUGGAUGACACGUGUCGUGCGGUGGAUGAGAAUGGUCGCCGACAAAAAUCCAAGGUGUGCGAGUCGUUCGACCACCUCUUCGCCGUCCUGGAGGAGCGAAAAGGCGAGCUAAACGCCCGUAUUGUCGCCGAGCAGCAGGAAAAACUGGACUACAUCACGGAUCUCCGGAGGAAGUACGGUCAACAUCUGGAGGACGCCGCCAAGCUCCUGGAGAACGCCAUCAAGACAAUGGACCACGGCGAGAUGGCCGUGUUUCUGCAGGACAGCAAGCCACUGCUGCAAAAGAUUGCGGAUGGCAGCGACACGUCGAAACUGGAAAAAGUCCAGUCGGGAUAUGAGAAGAUGGAGCACUUUCGUGCGAACUUUGAACGCCAGAAGAGGGCGCUGAUGGCUGUUAAUUUCAUCAAAAUGAAUGGCGACGAUGCCGGCGACAAAGAGGACAAAACUGCGGAGAUUAGCAGUUCGAACGUAAACGAAGCGAUGCCGGCACCCUCUGCCGUUCUUCACCAUCCUGUUCCAAAGUUACUCUUUGAGGACCCGCCCCCUAUGACGAUAGACACCAAACCUCCACCAACAGACAGUCGGACCCCGCCCACUCCGGCCCCACCUGCCUCUAACCCCGCCCCAGAGGCAGCUUCUGCUGGAGCCGUCGACGCUGAGGACGCAAACAAACACAUUUUCUCCUUCAGCUGGCUCAACCACUAGUAACUUAUUUGUCUUCUUCUUCGACCUCAUCCUCUUUCUGUAGCGUUUCCCCAUCUGUGUAGCUAGUCAUCAACAUUGUUUGAAAGUGAAGCUAAUAAAUAUGACACUCGUGGGGAAAUA